GGGCUGACCCCCAGUGCCUUCAGUUCACCUCUGAUACAGCAGGGCUGUUACACAGGUUCCAUUAUUUUAAAUAAUGAAUAGACUUAUCAUCUCAUCGGUUUGUGUAAUAUGUUUAACUCAUUUUCUUUUGGUCCAAGCUCGUAAUACAUUCUGGAACGACGCUGAACUCAGGGGUCUGAAUGGAACCGUCAGGAAGACCCGAGGGCUCCUCACCCCCACUCCUGUCGACUGUUCCCUGGGGCCAUGGUCACCCUGGACUUCCUGUUCCCCAUGUGACGGCAAAAUUUACAAACACCGGUAUUUACAACAGCCGGCAAAAUUCAGUGGUGUGGAGUGUACCGGGGUGCAGUGGGAUGACAGAAUCUGCUCUCCAGUGAAGAAGUGCCCAGAGGUCAACACAUGCGGGGAGGGAGAAUUUAUGUGUGUGGAAACAGGCCGCUGCAUAAGCACCCGUCUGAGGUGUAAUGGAGACAUCGACUGCGGAGACCAGUCAGACGAGGAAGGCUGUGACGAGAGGGAAGAGGACGACUAUGACCUCUGUAAGAAGCUGUUCCCCAUUCCAGGGGCAGAAAACGCCGUCCGUGGAUAUAACAUUUUGACUCAGGAAUUCACAUACAAUACCAUUGACCCCAAAUACUAUGGGGGAUUCUGUGAAUAUGUGUAUAAUGGAGACUGGAGAGAGCUGAGGUACAACACCGUGUGUGAACGGUUGUACUACAAUGAGGAUGAGAAGUAUUACAGGAAACCACACAACUUCCAUUACUACCGUUUCAUGGCCCAGGCUGAUUCUGGAUUCUCUUCAGAGUAUUAUGAGGAUGUUUCUGGGCUCCUAAAUGCUAAGAAAAAGGAAUUCUCUUUCCAUGCUUCAAUGACAGUUGGCAUUUUUAUUGUUGAAGGUGGACGGUCUAUACAAGGAGAAUAUAUGUCUUUAAAGAAUAUAUCUGAAUACACAGAGAAAAAUUUUGGAUUUGUGAGAAUGGUGACCAAGGUUCAGACUGCUCAGUUUAAAAUGAGGAGCAGUGGCUUAGUUCUGGAUGAAGAUAUGUACCAGACUCUGAUGGAACUUCCAGACGAAUACAAUUACGGAAUGUACUCGAAGUUUAUCAGUAAUUACGGAACCCAUUAUAUAACUGAAGGGACCAUGGGGGGAGUCCUUGAGUACAUUUUGGUUGUCGACAAAGAAGUGAUGAGGAAAAGUGAAAUGAAUGGCUAUCAGAUAGGGGGGUGCCUUGGCUUAUCAAUAGGACUUACUAUGCCCAUACAAGAUACGAGUGUAGAAUCAAAACUGUCAGUCAAGGGGAACGUGUGCCACAAAUAUGGAUCAAUGAAUACUGCUAAAUCUUCCAGUGACAGUUACAUUAAAGAUGUGCUACCUCGGAUUCGAGGUGGGGACGCUAAGUCGAGUGGAGGGCUUUUAGCAGCAUUUGAUGAGAAAACCUACCGGCACUGGGGGAAGUCCUUAAAAUACAGCCCUGACCUAAUUGAUUUUGAGAUUCUUCCGAUAUACGAGCUCCUUCGUUUCAGUAACGUAGGCUCUAUUGAUGUGAAAAUAGACAACAUGAAAAGAGCAUGGACGGAUUAUCUGAUGGAGUUCAACCCGUGCCGCUGCGGCCCCUGCCAGCACAACGGGAUGCCUCUCCUGAGUGGAAACAAGUGCAAGUGUAUUUGUCCCCAGGGGUUUGAUGGGGUGGCUUGCGAGGAGACCAGGAGAACUGAUCCCACACAUGGAGCGUGGAGCUGCUGGACUCAGUGGAUGGAUUGCAGGUCAGGGACAAUGACUAGAACGAGAGAAUGCAACAACCCAGCGCCUAGCAACGGGGGGACAAGGUGCCUGGGGAGGAACACAAAGACUGUACCAUGCUAACUGCUACUUAUAAUCUGAGUGCUCUGUAACACACACUGCACCAUGCUAACUGCUUCUUAUAAUCUGAGUGUGCUCAUUCAAGAGGAAUGCUGUCCAGACCAAUAUUGCAUGCAGUUUGAAAAACCCUUUCUGUAUCUUCAUUACCAAGUAACAAAGCAAGCAAAUUAAAAUAAAUAAACAAAA
This is a messenger RNA of Acipenser ruthenus (sterlet), 2047 nucleotides long. RefSeq names its product complement component 8, alpha polypeptide (gene c8a). The record is from RefSeq and is a predicted model, not a curated record. Gene Ontology annotation, biological process: immune response. Gene Ontology annotation, molecular function: protein binding. The coding region runs from base 74 to 1864 and encodes 596 amino acids. Gene Ontology annotation, cellular component: membrane attack complex. The transcript is spliced from 11 exons. NCBI's taxonomy places the organism in Eukaryota, Metazoa, Chordata, Actinopteri, Acipenseriformes, Acipenseridae.